AUGGCGGCGGAGGCGCGCGCGUCGCGCUGGUACUUCGGGGGGCUGGCCUCGUGCGGGGCGGCCUGCUGCACCCACCCGCUGGACCUGCUCAAGGUGCACCUGCAGACACAGCAGGAGGUGAAACUGCGCAUGGUGGGCAUGGCCCAGCGGGUGGUGCGCUCCGACGGCGUCCUGGCGCUCUACAGCGGCCUCAGCGCCUCGCUGUGCAGACAGAUGACCUACUCCCUGACCCGCUUCGCCAUCUACGAGACGGCAAGGGACCACAUGAGCCGGGGCGCCCAGGGGCCCCCACCCUUCUACAAGAAGGUGCUGCUGGGCGCUGUCAGUGGCUGCAUCGGAGGCUUCAUGGGGACUCCUGCAGACAUGGUCAACGUCAGGAUGCAGAAUGACAUGAAGCUGCCCCAGAACCAGCGCCGAAACUACGCCCACGCCCUGGAUGGCCUGUUCCGCGUGGCCCGGGAAGAGGGCGUGAAGCGGCUGUUCUCGGGCGCAACCAUGGCCUCCAGCCGAGGGAUGUUGGUCACCGUGGGCCAGCUGUCCUGCUACGACCAGGCCAAGCAGCUGGUCCUCAGCACGGGCUACCUGUCUGACGGCAUCUUCACCCACUUCGUGGCCAGCUUCAUUGCCGGCGGGUGCGCCACCAUCCUGUGCCAGCCUCUGGACGUGCUGAAGACCCGCCUGAUGAGCUCCAAGGGCGAGUACCAGGGCGUCCUGCACUGCGCGCUGGAGACCGCCAAGCUGGGGCCGCUGGCCUUCUACAAGGGCCUCCUGCCCGCCGGCAUCCGCCUCAUGCCCCACACCAUGCUCACGUUCGUGUUUCUGGAACAGCUCCGCAAGCACUUCGGCGUCAAAGUGCCGUCCUGAUGGGCCGGGGGAGGGGCAGGCCUUGCCCAGCCCCAGCGCCCACCUGGC
Talpa occidentalis (Iberian mole) is the source of this 912-nucleotide messenger RNA. RefSeq names its product solute carrier family 25 member 10 (gene SLC25A10). Lineage: Eukaryota; Metazoa; Chordata; Mammalia; Eulipotyphla; Talpidae. Gene Ontology annotation, cellular component: mitochondrial membrane. Bases 1 to 864 code for a protein of 287 amino acids. The transcript is spliced from 11 exons. The record is from RefSeq and is a predicted model, not a curated record. Gene Ontology annotation, molecular function: thiosulfate transmembrane transporter activity; antiporter activity; oxaloacetate transmembrane transporter activity. Gene Ontology annotation, biological process: malate transmembrane transport; succinate transmembrane transport; thiosulfate transport.